UCAAGUUUUGAAGAUGAAGUCUCUCUGCAGCAACACCCGUUCAGUACUCUCACUUUUCCAUCUCUCUCUCCUCCUUGUUUCAGCUUCUCUCCCAUCUCUCACCCUCUCCUCUUCUGUUCGUUGCAAUCCGCAUGAUAAAAAGGUCCUUCUGAGAAUCAAGAAAUCUAUAAACAAUCCCAACGCCCUUCUCUCUUGGGAUCCCGAAAUCGAUUGCUGUGAUUGGGACUACAUCGUCUGCAACCCUCGAACCUACCGAGUUACCCAACUCGCCUUCUUCCAAGCCUACAUCCCCGGCCAAAUUCCAUCCGCCAUAGGUGACCUUCCCUAUCUCGAAACCCUCUCCUUUGAUGAAGUCACCCAGCUCAACGGUUCCAUCCCCUACUCCAUCACCAAACUUUGGAACCUCAAAUUGUUUCGUCUCAACUGGACUCCAUUCUCCGGCCCCAUCCCUGAAUUCCUCGGCCAACUCAAGAACCUGGGCUACCUCGAUUUGGGUUACAACCAWUUCUCUGGUCCAAUCCCGGCUUCCCUCGGUGAUCUUCCAAAACUAGAAAACCUUUACCUCAACCGGAACAACCUCACCGGAAAAAUACCAGACUCUCUGGGAAAACUCAAGAGCAAUCUUACUUGGUUCGACCUCUCCCAUAACCAGCUUUCAGGUAAGAUACCGAAGUCGUUGGGCGAAAUGAACUCCAAGGCGAUAAUUCUAUCCAAUAACAAGCUGGUAGGAGACGCGUCCAUGGUGUUUAAAGCGAAGGGAACAACGGAGCAGAUCGAUUUGUCAUUGAACCAUUCAUUCGACCCGUUCCGGUUUGGAAAACAUCGCAGCAAGGAGAUUAGAACUGGAAAUUCUAUUGAUGACCUAGGCAUGGGUGUUGAUCUUCUAAAUACAUACAAACAUUAG
Messenger RNA from Nelumbo nucifera (sacred lotus), 904 nucleotides. NCBI's taxonomy places the organism in Eukaryota, Viridiplantae, Streptophyta, Magnoliopsida, Proteales, Nelumbonaceae. The record is from RefSeq and is a predicted model, not a curated record.